Messenger RNA from Fundulus heteroclitus (mummichog), 4696 nucleotides. RefSeq lists its product as uncharacterized. Lineage: Eukaryota; Metazoa; Chordata; Actinopteri; Cyprinodontiformes; Fundulidae. The transcript is spliced from 2 exons. The record is from RefSeq and is a predicted model, not a curated record. Bases 1186 to 2220 code for a protein of 344 amino acids. Gene Ontology annotation, molecular function: zinc ion binding; nucleic acid binding.
UCACACAAAAAUCCUUGAGUAUCAUAUUUUUAUUGAGACUAACUGUACAAUGAAUUAAAUAAUGUGAGCCUUGACACAUAGUAAUGAAUGAUAGGAGCCAGAUGAUAAAAUUAUGUUACAGAGAACUUUCACCUGUCAGACGUUGAAAGGUAAGACACACCUUGGAUGAUUCCUUUUAAGAAAUACUGAAAAAAACUGCUAUAUUCAUUUAGAUAUCUAGAUUACUUGCAGCAUGUAAUGAUUACAGUGCAGGACUUUUAAGUUAUAAGCAAAGUAAUUGUGAACAGGAAUAUCUAGAUGUGAAAGUGCUUGAAUUAAGUUUUGAAUAAAUGACGAAUGAAUGAGGAGCUUGAUAAGAACACUAAAUGCAUUUUUUGUUUGUUUUAGAACAGAAAACAAAGUGUGGCAGGAAGAGGUAUAGGCUGCACCUGCUGGCGGGGUGAUUGUAAGCGGGCCAAUAGCGCCAGAGGGCGCUCAGUAUAAAAACAGAGGUGAGCUCCAGUCUGAGACUCGUUGUUUGCUGUGGACACGUCGCGCACCGCGCUUCCGUGUUGAGCCGUCUGUGCGUAGAGUACAGAAACGUACGGGCAUAUGUACCUCCACGUUUCAUCGUGGGUGAGGUGGUUCCUACAAUAAGAGUCGACAUCUGAGCGUUCCCAUUUGGGGUACAAGUGAGGAGAGUUCGUCCUGAUCGGAAUCUCCACGGAUCAUCCCACUUAAUGCUGCUGCUUUGCUUGGACUGAAUUACCGCUUAUUUAGCGGCCAAGAUCGGCGUGUGGGACACGCCCCUACCCCUCUUCUGAACUUAGGACAAGGAGAGGUUGAUCGCACUGAUUUCGGAUCGAAUUGGACCAGAUUGCUCAUCUUGUUGUGCUUAUCAAGCACAAGGACUUUUAUGGUUUUAUUUACAUAAUUUUAUCUUUAUUUGCCUGUAUUUUAAUGAUUGACUUUUUCCUUUUUAUUUUCUUUAGACUGCCGGUGGUGCGCUCGGGUCUGGACGCGGCGUCCCUUUUUGGUGUGAUUGAAGUGAUGCGCAUCCAUAGGUGGAGGGAAUAAUAGAGAGUGAGUGACUCCACGGGUGUUUGUUUUGAUUUUUUUUUUUGUCUUGGAGCCUACUAUCCAGGACCCGACCGUACCCGCCGGUUGGCAUCAUUGUAUCACCCCUCUACGUGCCAGGAUUCAGUUAUGGAGGCAGAAAUGCAGGACCUGAGAAGCUUAAUUGUUCAGUUGAGAGCUGAAAAUGAGAAGUUGCGCCAGGAACAGGAGGCAGCCAGGCCUGGACCUAGUACUGCACAAUCUGUAGCUGGGUCACAUUUGGAGGGAAGCCCUUCUAUAACGGAGAGGUUUGUUUUUGUGCCACGUGAUAGAAAAUGUCCACUGUUCAGAGGGAAGGGAGGCAUUGGGUUAACCGAGUGGCUUGAGGAAGUACAGGCCUGCAUGAGGGUACGUCAUUUGUCCCCAGCUGAUCAGGCCUUCUUUUUAUUUGAUCACUUGGAGGGAGAGGCACGCGAUGAAAUAAAGUUUCGACCUACCGCAGAACGUGAAGAUCCCGCUAAAAUUAUGGAUAUUUUAAAAGAAUUGUAUGGGUGUUACGAAUCCUAUGUGGCACUGCAGGAGGCAUUUUUCUCUCGCCGGCAGCGGGAUGGUGAAACGCUACAGGAGUUUUCGCUGGCUCUAAUGAGUCUUAUGGAGGCUGUAAAAUCCCGUGCUCCUAGAGAUUUUCAAAAUGCAGCGUCAUUGCUGCGUGAUCAAUUUGUCGAGCAUGUGAGUGAUGGGGCUCUUCGUCGCGAGUUAAAGCAGUUUGUGCGCAGGAAGCCAACAGCCACCUUGCUUGAGGUCAGGGCAGAGGCACUUCGCUGGGAGCGUGAGGUGCGACCAAGUAGUGUACUCAGUUUAAAAUCUUCUGUACCUUUAGCAUUUGGUUCGCAGUAUGGCGUACAGAGCUGCCCUCAAGGGGCGAUUAGUUCACACAACACCUCUGAACUGAGUGAUCUGAGGAGCAUGUUGCAGCAGCAGCAGUCACAGCUUGAUCAACUUUCCCAGAGUAUAGCUCGCUUGCAAAAACCCAGCCAGCAGGGCCGUUCUCGAGACUCUAUUAUCUGUAGGCGCUGCCAGAAGGCUGGCCAUUUUGCUAGGGAUUGUGAUGGGGUUCGGGUUCCGGUACGGGCCUCCGAGAAAUCACCUCAGGUGGCGGAAAACUCUUUCCCACCGAGUCGCUGAGCCACGAUUCGGGUGGGGUAGUUAUCGGCUCUAGGGGUGGGGUUUUUCAGGAAGGUUCUAAUCUGGUGUCAUCGUGUCCACACAUGGCUGUGAGCAUGGGUGGAGUCAAAGUUCCUUGUUUGGUAGACACUGGCUCUAUGGUGUCUACAGUUACCGAGAGUUUUUUUACUCAAUAUUUUGAGUUGUGGGGUCGGGAGAAAUUGCAGUCUUGUCAUUGGCUUCAGCUUAGAGCUGCCAAUGGCCUUGCUAUUCCCUACAUAGGCUAUUUAGAGCUGGAUAUUGAACUUUGUGGUAAGAUGGUUCCUCAGUGUGGGGUAUUGGUGGUCAAAGAUCCUCCUUGUGGCGUAUCAUCACAGGCUCCCGGUGUUUUGGGGAUGAAUGUGAUUAGUCGCUGUUAUGGUGAGCUUUUUAAGCAUCAUGGUUCAACUUUGUUUAACUCACCUGCUGUUUCCAGAGCUCCAGAGUUCAUUAAACAGGCUCUCCAUAGAUGCCAUCAUGCCACCACUCAAUCUCCAGAUGACGGUAAAGUAAAAGUGUGUGGUAAGAAGGCUCACCAUAUUCCUGGGGGCACACUGAAAACUAUACCAGCCACUUGUUCAGAGAGCUAUUCAGGUAAAGCUGUUUUGUUUGAGUCUUUGGAUUCCAGCCUUCCUGCUGGGCUCCUUAUUUCACCUUCUUUGGUCCAGAUCACAAGGGGAACUGCUUAUAUCCCUAUUGUGAAUGUGGGAAUUACAGAUGUGGUUUUACACCCUCGUACCUGUAUUGGUACAUUGAGUUCUGUUCAUGUUGUCAGCUUACCUGCAGGUGUCCAAGCAGUAUCGUCAGAAAUUGCCUCUAUGGGAGAGAAAAUUGUUGCUCCUUCAGUCCAUGAGCAAAUAGAUGCAUUGGAUGUGACUGGACUGUCAGCUGAGGAACAGGGUCGGGUAAGAGCUUUACUUAAGGAUUAUAGCUCAGUCUUUUCUGCACAUGAUGGUGAUUUGGGGUGUACUAAUUUAGUCACCCAUGAUAUCCCUCUUUUGGAUGACACACCAGUUAAACAGCGUUACAGACGCAUACCUCCUUCUGAGUAUGAGGCAGCUAAAGAACAUAUUCACAAAUUGCUAGAGGCGCAAAUAAUUAAGGAAAGCAGCAGCCCAUAUGCUAGUCCUAUUGUGCUGGUUAAAAAGAAGGAUGGGACUUUGCGCAUGUGUGUUGAUUAUAGGCAAUUGAAUGCUAAAACCAGAAAAGAUGCCUUUCCCCUUCCUCGUAUAGAGGAGUCCUUGGAUGCAUUAGGUGGGGCACGCUGGUUUUCCACAUUGGAUUUGGUGAGUGGAUAUAAUCAGGUGCCAGUAUCGGAGGCAGAUCGGCCUAAAACCGCAUUUUGCACUCCAUUUGGCCUCUUUGAAUGGACCCGUAUGCCCUUUGGCCUCUGCAAUGCACCCAGCACCUUCCAAAGGCUGAUGCAGCGGCUAUUUGGUGACCAGCAGUGUAAAAGUCUUCUGUUGUACUUGGACGACAUUGUUGUUUUUUCCUCCACAGUCCAACAACACCUGGAGAGGCUGGAGGUGGUUUUGAGUCGGCUUCAAGGAGAAGGUCUUAAAGUAAAGUUAAAUAAAUGUGCGUUUUUUAAGCCAGAGGUGCGCUAUCUGGGACAUGUCAUCUCUGCGGAGGGUGUUGCAACUGACCCUAGUAAGACAGAAGUGGUUGCCAAUUGGCAGCCCCCCACCACAGUCUCUGGGCUGCGAUCAUUUUUAGGGUUUGCUAGCUAUUAUCGCCGCUUUGUGGAGGGCUUUGCAAAGCUAGCUGCCCCUCUUCACAGGUUGGUUGCAGAACUAGGGGGCACCAGGUCAAGGAAGCAGAGUGACCCGAGCAUCAUACCUGGUUGGACAGGGGACUGUCAAUGUAAUUUUGACGAACUGAAAACCAGAUUAACAACUGCACCAGUAUUGGGUUACGCAGAUUUUUCACUUCCCUUCAUUUUGGAGGUAGAUGCAAGUUAUGGUGGUUUGGGAGCAGUGCUCUCACAGGAACAAGAAGGCAAGGUGAGACCCAUAGCUUAUGCAAGCCGUGGUUUAAGACCUACGGAGCGCAACAUGCUGAAUUAUAGCUCCAUGAAGCUGGAGUUUUUAGCACUUAAAUGGGCUAUGACUGAAAAAUUUCGGGAUUACCUUUUGGGCCAUAAAUGUGUUGUCUUUACCGACAAUAAUCCAUUGAGUCAUUUGGCUUCGGCCAAUCUGGGAGCAACGGAGCAGCGUUGGGCUGCUCAGCUGGCUUUAUUUGACUUUGAAAUCAAAUAUCGUUCUGGCAGAACCAACAAGAAUGCUGAUGCUUUAUCAAGACAGCAUCCUGUUGGUGUACAAGAUUUGGAAAUUAUGGUUCCUGGUACAGUUCUCCCUGAGCCCUUGAGAGAGGUUUUUCAGGGGCAGAAAAGGGAGGUUACUCAAGAGGUUGUUAUGGCCUUGCCUAACCAUACCAUCUCUGAAAUCAGUGUUUUCCA